This is a messenger RNA of Penicillium malachiteum, 1551 nucleotides long. RefSeq names its product Zn(II)2Cys6 transcription factor domain-containing protein. NCBI's taxonomy places the organism in Eukaryota, Fungi, Ascomycota, Eurotiomycetes, Eurotiales, Aspergillaceae. Bases 1 to 1551 code for a protein of 516 amino acids. The record is from RefSeq and is a predicted model, not a curated record. Gene Ontology annotation, biological process: regulation of DNA-templated transcription. The transcript is spliced from 2 exons. Gene Ontology annotation, molecular function: DNA-binding transcription factor activity, RNA polymerase II-specific; zinc ion binding.
AUGCCUGACGGGCAGGGCAGGCUGGUUAGACGAGGCACCGCCAGAUCACGAUCUGGCUGCAUCACUUGCAAGAUUCGACAUGUGAAGUGUGGCGAGGAAAAACCAAACUGUUUAAAAUGCGUCAACUCGGGACGGAAAUGCGAUGGCUACAGUACGGCAACCCAAAUGCAACAUCGAGCCAGACUGGAACAGGCUUAUCGUCGACCUACUAUGUCCUUCAGUGCAGAUCACACACUAGUGAUGACCCCGGGUAGCAAGCAAGAGCGCCAGUACCUUAACACGUUUUAUGCGCAAGGUGCCGGGUGUGUGAGCGGACUUAUUUCCUCUGAUCUCUGGAAUCAGCUUAUCCCACAACUCAUCCAUCAACAACCCAUGAUUCGACAUGCGGUGGCAGCUGUAAGCGCAGCCUGUUUAGAGCAAUUUUGUCCCAUCGGAUCUUCCGUUUCCCAGAACAGUGUGGUCGCACUCCGGCAAUAUAACAAAGCCAUCAAGGAGUUUGUGGAUUUUGCAUCGAAGGCUCAAAGUCAAGAAUUCGAGCAUGUGCUUGUUGGGUGUAUCCUGUUCAUAUGUUUGGAGAUGGUGAGAGGUGAUCAAGAUCAGGCACUCAGUCACCUAGAUGGUGCACUCCAACUCAUGCAGAGAUACCGAGCGAGAACAGGCGAUCGCGCCUUGGAUAGUCCAGUAUUCCAAUUCCUGUGUCGUCUCAACAAUCAACAACCUUACCUUGGUCGAGCAAUUGUUCCCCUUGAAUCCGAGGCCGAUUUUAAAGAGAUGGACAAGGAGCCCAUGCAUUUUGACAACAUCGAGCAGGCUCGGGCUAUAACCACAACCAUGCAGCGGCGUACUAUAAUGUUCAACGGAUCGAUGUCUUUAAACGAGAACGGAGAAAUAGCAACGGAGAAAAUGCAACAAGAAUACAAUGCGAUCUUGCAGAUGGCACCAGCCUGGGAAGCAGCCUUCCAGAAGUUCAUAGUGGAUUCCGCUAAAAAGUCCAAGUCUCUUGAUCCUCGCGCAAUUUUCGCCAUGGAAAUCGCGCAUCAUACUUGUACAGUGUAUGCAAAGACCUGUUUAUCUCACAUUGAAUCGGACUAUGACGUCCACGCGUCUCAUUGGGAAGCGAUCAUCCAUGCAGCAGAACAGAUCUUACUUCUUAGCGUGGAUCCACAAAACAUCACCUCACCACUUUCAAAGCUAUUCUCCAUAGAGGCUGAAAUCACACCCAUGGUCUCCUUCACAGCUGCUCGAUGUCGGGAUCCCUUGCUUAGACGUAGAGCUGUGUCCGUCCUAGCUCGCCAUCCUAAACGAGAAGGGUUUUGGAAUACGAAGGUCGCCCAUAGACUUGUGGAAAGGGUUGUUGAAUUUGAGGAGGCGCCUCUUGCUACCCUGCCCAUUGAACAAAGGAUUCCGCUGGAACAUCAGCGCUUAUGUCUCGCGUAUGCCGCUGCCACGCAAGGCGUGUAUCGGAACCCUGUUCCAGUGUUCAUGAUGUGGAAGCCAGACGGGCCGAAAACCGCGGUAAAGACCUGGUGGGAAUAUUUAAACUGGGAAUAA